AACUAGAAAAAGCUAUUUUGGCUCGCAAUACCGGAGAAAUAGUCAGCGUGGAAAAGGAAAUGAUUAAACAAAAUUCGGAAGAAGGAGAAAUCGUUUAUCCGUUACGUCCCGGAAAAAAGUUAAGGGUUCAACUUGGAGACAAGGUAGUCCCAGGCGAAAGGCUAACCACCGGAAAAGUUUCCUUAGAAGAGUAUUUAACCAUUAUGGGUCGUUCGGCUUGUCAAGAUUACAUUAAAAAUCAGAUCCGCAAAGUAUAUAGCGGACAGGGGAUAGAUAUUAAUGAAAAACAUAUUGAAAUAUUUGCCCGUUUAAUGCUCUCCAAAGUCGAAGUAACUGCCAGCGGAGAUAGCAAUUAUUUAGUGGGUGAUAUAGUCGAUUAUUGGCAUCUCCAAAAACUUAAUCAAAAGUUACAAACCGCCAAAAAGCAACCGGUUGUUUUUAAAAAUAUCAUUUCUAGUCUCAAAGAUUUAGCUUCUCACCCAGCUUCUUUCUUAGCCGGAAUAUCUUUCCAAAAUGCUCUGAAAGGUCUUGUUAAUUAUGCCUUGUAUAAUCCCAUUGAUUACUUGCAAUCACCUAAGGAAUGUGUGAUGGCCGGUCAAUUAGUUCCGAUUAUGCAAACUCAGUCCGGACGCAAUAAUCAAGGAAAAAUUACUACGCGUCACCAAGGAGGCCGUCAUAAAAGAUUUUAUCGUCUUGUUGAUUUUAAACGUUAUCCUAAAGAUGAUAUAACUGGAAAGGUCAAAAGCAUCGAAUAUGACCCUAAUCAGGGAUUAAAAGUUGGUGACCAAAUAAUUAGUGGGGCAAGCAAAGAUAUUCCGCUAAAAAUCGGUAAUAAUUUGCCUUUGAAGUUCAUUCCUGAUAAUACCCCGAUACACAAUCUGGAAUUGAAGCCGAAAAAAGGGGGAGAAUUAAUAAGGAGUGCGGGAACUUAUGCGGAAAUAAUCGGUCGGGAAGAAA
Molecule: messenger RNA, 957 nt
Organism: Racocetra persica
Lineage: Eukaryota; Fungi; Glomeromycota; Glomeromycetes; Diversisporales; Gigasporaceae
Source: the annotation of a GenBank genome assembly